Dama dama (fallow deer) is the source of this 2135-nucleotide messenger RNA. It is a transcript of the gene ARC, whose product is annotated as activity regulated cytoskeleton associated protein. Bases 22 to 1191 code for a protein of 389 amino acids. Gene Ontology annotation, biological process: positive regulation of AMPA receptor activity; modulation of chemical synaptic transmission. The record is from RefSeq and is a predicted model, not a curated record. Lineage: Eukaryota; Metazoa; Chordata; Mammalia; Artiodactyla; Cervidae. The transcript has 3 exons. Gene Ontology annotation, molecular function: mRNA binding.
CCCGCCGCAACCCUCGAGCCGAUGGAGUUGGACCACAGGACGACCGGCGGCCUCCACGCCUACCCCGCGCCCCGCGGCGGGCCGGCCGCCAAGCCCAACGUGAUCCUGCAGAUCGGUAAGUGCCGGGCGGAGAUGCUCGAGCACGUGCGGAGGACCCACCGGCACCUGCUCACCGAGGUGUCCAAGCAAGUGGAGCGGGAGCUGAAGGGGCUGCACCGGUCCGUGGGCAAGCUGGAGAGCAACCUGGACGGGUACGUGCCCACCGGCGACUCGCAGCGCUGGAAGAAGUCCAUCAAGGCCUGCCUGAGCCGCUGCCAGGAGACCAUCGCCAACCUGGAGCGCUGGGUCAAGCGGGAGAUGCACGUGUGGCGGGAGGUCUUCUACCGGCUGGAGAGGUGGGCCGACCGCCUGGAGUCCGCGGGCGGCAAGUACCCGGUGGGCAGCGACCCAGCGCGCCACACCGUCUCCGUGGGCGUAGGGGGUCCCGAGAGCUACUGCCAGGAGGCGGACAACUACGACUACACUGUCAGCCCCUAUGCCAUCACUCCCCCGCCGGCCACCGGCCAGCUGCCGGGGGAGGAAGUGGAAGCCCAGCAGUACCCGCCCUGGGCUCCGGGGGAGGACGGGCAGCUGAGCCCCGGCGUGGACACGCAGGUCUUCGAGGACCCGCGGGAGUUCCUCCGCCACCUGGAGGACUAUCUGCGCCAGGUGGGCGGCUCCGAGGAGUACUGGCUGUCUCAGAUCCAGAACCACAUGAACGGGCCGGCCAAGAAGUGGUGGGAGUACAAGCAGGGCUCCGUGAAGAACUGGGUGGAGUUCAAGAAGGAGUUCCUGCAGUACAGUGAAGGCACGCUGUCCCGGGAGGCUAUCCAGAGGGAGCUGGACCUGCCGCAGAAGCAGGGCGAGCCGCUGGACCAGUUCCUGUGGCGCAAACGGGACCUGUACCAGACGCUGUACGUGGACGCCGAGGAGGAGGAGAUCAUCCAGUACGUGGUGGGCACGCUGCAGCCCAAGCUCAAGCGCUUCCUGCGGCCCCCGCUGCCCAAGACCCUGGAGCAGCUCAUCCAGAAGGGCAUGGAGGUGCAGGAUGGCCUGGAGCAGGCAGCCGAGCCCGCCGCGGAGGAGGCCGAGGCCCUCACGCCUGCCCUCACCAACGAGUCUGUAGCCAGUGACCGGACUCAGCCCGAGUAGAGGGUGCCGGCCCCGCCUGCCCGCCUGUGGCCCUCACCCACCGGGACUUUUGAGUGGGCCCGCCCCUGCAGGGGAGCCCUUAGUCUCCUCGUGCAGCCGGACGCUCACCUCGGCCUCCUAGCCUGACUCCAACAGACACGCGUGACCCAGAUGCGGGCAGUGUCCCCCAGACAGCCAAGGGGCGCCCCUUCCUCGCAGACCCAGCCCUCACCCUCCCUGCGUCUGUCUUCCCCGCUGGUGGACUGGCCUGAGUCAGCAACCCCGCCCUCCAUCCUCUCAGGCCAUAACAGUUUCCUUAUCCUGCUCAAUGCCUGGGCCCUCUGGGCACUCAGAAACCCAGUGUCCAAAUGGCACGGGCCGGCGCGCACCCAGCUCAAGGAACACCCCAGAGCAGAAGCUCAGGGGCCGCUGGUGCCCCCGCAGCCUGGGCUUCAGGGAAGCUACUUCUCCCGGCAGUCGCCGUGACCGGCUGGCACCCCUGCCGCCCCCCCGGGGCAGCUGGCCAGCCUCGGGCAAUGUGGCUCCCUCCCCCUGGAGGAGAGCCCAAGCUCAAGACGCAGCAGCAGCAGCAGUAGCCGCAAUGGCAGCAACAGACCUGGCGACCUGGUGCCUCCUGGCCACUCAGCACCAGUGGAGAGGGACAGAGCCCCACGAUGACUCACCCACAGCAGGUGGCAGGUCCCCUGGGGCCUGAGUCCUCCAGCCCGGCUGAGGCAGCAGCCGGCCCUCAGAGCCAGGAGAGUUGACGACAGGUCUCCAGGCUCCCACAGAGCCUUUGCUGCUGUGCCCGGCACUGUCCCUUCUCCUCUCCCCCUGCAAGCUGCCUGCACGAGAGGAGAAACCUGAGACCAGAGGAGGGGGCCCAGCAGAGAGCUGGUGGUGAAGAGGGGCCAGCGCGAGGGCCGGGGCCUGCCGCUAUGCCCGCCCCGCUGGCUGCCCGCUGC